Molecule: messenger RNA, 1666 nt
Organism: Helianthus annuus (common sunflower)
Lineage: Eukaryota; Viridiplantae; Streptophyta; Magnoliopsida; Asterales; Asteraceae
Product: F-box/FBD/LRR-repeat protein At1g13570
Exons: 4
Coding region: 290-1474 (394 amino acids)
Molecular function (GO): protein binding
Source: RefSeq, a predicted model, not a curated record
AACCAAUUCCACUUGUGUUUUUCAUUUGCUCUGAAAAUCGAAUUGAUGAAUGUAAUGUCGCUUGUAUCAUUUGUUGUUAUUCUUAUUGUUAUGAUCUAUCUACACGUGAUGCACCAAACCCUUUCUUACCAAGAUCAAAAUGACAAUGUUCUACAUUUCCUAAAUGUUCUGUUUGGCUUACUUUCUUACUUUCUCUGUUAGUUAGUGUCGUAAACAAAGUUUAUUUUAAAUUGACCUCCGUUACUGUAACUACUACUUUUUGCAGUAAACGAAAACACCCAGAGGUGAGAUGAAAUCUAAACGUUUGUCUAAAGCUAAACGAUUGUCUUUGGAUAUCAUCACCACACUUCCUCAACCCAUAAUAGAAACCAUCCUAUGUCUUUUACCUAUCAAAGAGGCAGCAAGGACAAGUAUCCUCUCAAGGGACUGGAGGUACAAAUGGACCACCAUUCCUAAACUUGUGUUUUCUACACCAGAUGGAUACCCAAUAAUGGAGACAAGUAAACUUAUACGUGCUAUACACCAAGUUAUGUCAUUGCGACAGGAUCCAAUACACGAGUUCACCCUUUCUUUACAUGGUAACUGCUUUGGCAAAACUGGUUUACCUUCUUGUGAAGUUGAUCAAAUAUUAUGUCGUUUGUCAAAGAACCAUCCUGUCAACAAGUUAAUACUUGAUUUUGGUGCAUCAUCUGAUGAUUGUUCGUAUAAUUUACCCUUCUCCGUCUUCUCCUCGUUGCAUCACUUAACGGAACUAUAUCUCAGCUGGUGUGGUCUUGAUCAUCAACCGGCAUUCAAUGGAUUUGGUAGCCUUGUAGUCUUAUCCUUGGAUUUUGUAUGGAUCUCUAGAAAAACACUUCUAUGUCUUUUAUCUAGUUGUCCAUCACUUAAGAGCUUUAGGCUGAUUAUGCCCGAAGAUCAUGUUGUGGGGCAUGAAAAUUCCACCAUGAUUGAGCUAUUCCAGUGUUUACCUUUGAUUGAACAUCUCACUAUUUGGUGUGACACAAUUUGGUGGUUUGUUCCAGACUUGGUUCCACAAGAGCUUCCAACCUCACUAAUCCAUCUUAAAUACUUCUGUUUGGAACAAAUGUCUUUUCAUCAUGGCUAUGCAUUGACUUUUCUUGCUGUUUUGAUCAAAAACUCCCCGAACUUGGAGAAAAUUGAGCUAGAGAUUGAUAUAGAACAUUAUCUCUUUAAUGAUACAAACUACGACUCCGAUGUAUUUGAAGAAUAUCAUUCAGAUGUUUGGUUGGAGCAUCUGUCAAAUGUUUGGUUGGAGCAUCUGAUUGAACUGAAGAUUAGAGAUUUUAGCAACUUGGAGCCUGAGUUGGAGUUUGUGAAGCUUAUCUUGGCAAAGUCUCCCAAGCUGAAGAAGGUGAGCAUAAAAAGCGUGGUUAAAAAGGAUCAAGAGCCGGGGAUGCUAAAAACUCUCUUGCGCACCCCACGCGUGUCUGCUGUAGAAAUCGAUGUUGUUUAGAUCACUCGAGUUUCUUCAGAAUUAAGGUAAAGAUUUAUGAUUGUAAUCUCGAGUUUUUGUAUUGCUACCUAUAUUUCUAUAACCUUUUCUAGAAUUCUUCUGGAUGUUUGACUACCAUACAUUUGGCAAUCUUGACCCAACUAUUAUUUGGGUUGUUUUUGGACUUCAAAUAUACAUUUUUGAGUAAGCGGA